Aspergillus nidulans FGSC A4 is the source of this 1971-nucleotide messenger RNA. RefSeq lists its product as uncharacterized. The record is from RefSeq and is a predicted model, not a curated record. Bases 1 to 1971 code for a protein of 656 amino acids. NCBI's taxonomy places the organism in Eukaryota, Fungi, Ascomycota, Eurotiomycetes, Eurotiales, Aspergillaceae. Gene Ontology annotation, cellular component: transcription factor TFIIIC complex. Gene Ontology annotation, molecular function: histone acetyltransferase activity. Gene Ontology annotation, biological process: transcription initiation at RNA polymerase III promoter; chromatin remodeling. The transcript has 6 exons.
AUGCUCGAUCCCAUUGAACUGCAAGUAUUCCCGUCCUCUUACGACUGCAUCUCGUGGUCCGAGGAUGGUGAUAUCGCAGUCGCUGCAGGCGAAUAUGUACAUAUUCUGACACCAAAAUUAUCUUCCGAAAAUGAAGCAAAUGGCACGAGUCCAAAUGCAUCAAGUAUAGAGUGGCACAGGAUUCGUUUCCGUGCCAAUGUCUUCACUAUCAACGAAUGGCCAAUCAUGUUCCCGCAACCACGAGAUCACUUCUCAGUAGGAGCGGAGCAGUCGUUUAGUACAGUUGCAGGCAUUGGCUGGUCGCCACCCGGGCUUGCCAAGUACAGGCGUAGCGUACUGGCUGUUUUGACGUCCAACAUGGUUCUAACGAUCUAUGCGCCUACUAACAAUCCAGCAAAGUGGACGCGAAUUGCAAUUGUCAACAAAUCCUUGGAGAUUUUCUUUCAUGAAAGCAUUGAGAAUGGUACUCCAAACUUACGCACCCAGAGUUUCCGUCGGGACAUCGAGGACAAUACCGCGAGGACACGCAAAACCAAUAUUCGAUCAUUUACAUGGCUUCCGCCCCUCAAGGUUCCUGCCAAGAACGAGUUGUAUCCUGCACCUGAAAGUCGGUGGGGGUUUUUUCUACUCGCUGUCACCAACGAGGACAAUGAUAUGGUCAUUUUGCAGGUGCAGCCAUCCAGCUCUGAACAAGCUUCCCAGUAUCCUCUGCGUGUAAAUUUGGUAUCUACCGUUUCUCUACCUACUUCAGCAGGCUUUGGUCCAGCACUUCAAUUUAAUUCACUGCUAGCCAAAGCGGUCCGCUCCCAGGUGCGGUCAUUGUAUUUGUCGAGCGGGCCAUGGCUCUAUCAAACAGAGAAGGGAGACAGAAGUGGAGAAUUCCCAAUAGUUGCAACCACCAAUGUGGCUACUAUACAGGGUGUGAAUCUCCGCGUCGUCAGGUUGAGUGUCAAUCUGGAGUUGCGUAACCCAGAUUCUCACGAUGAGCCGCGGUACAAUUUGACUUUCAACGCGUCAGAGAAUGUUGCAAUUCCUGUUGGGCGUACGGAUCUUGCAUUUACUGGCCCUAUCCGCUGGGCGCAACACGCCGGAACUGGCAGAGUGUCCAUGGCAGUUGGCGCAAGGGCGAAGUUGGCGUGGAUAGAUAUACCGGAGAGUGUAUACAUUGAGCAGGAUUCGGAAGAUAACAGUACGCAGUUUUACGGUUUUCCCAUGAUGGUCGAAUCAUCAGAUGGGGUAUCUUCGACCAGCAGGGCGCUGCAUGAGAGAAUCAGCGGUAUGACUGUCACAACUGGCGUCGAACCCAGAACGCCUACAUUACAUUUGGGUUCUGUCGGGGGUUAUGCAGCGGUUAUGCCAUUAGCUGCAUCGGCUGAAUUGUCUAUAGCCCCUUGGAACGCAGAGGUAGAGGAUAUUAGGGAGCGAUUCGACAUUGACCGUGACCUUGGUGGCUUGGCGAUUGCAAGAAUUUGGGGUCUGGUAUCUCAGCAAGAACUCAUUGCGGCCGCUGUAACACUGCAUCCAGGGGAUAUGGUUGAGUAUCGCACCAACGCAGAAGACCGAUUGACAGUUGUGCUCUCGACUGCAACCGGACAACCAGUGGAUCCUGAAAGAUACAUACUUCGCAACCACACAGGCACCGAGAGCGCACUAUCUCCAAAGGUCCUCUAUGCAGCAGCUUGCUGUGCAAUUGUGCAGUCACAACGUGCUGAGUUGAUUGCGAGCGCUCGCGAGGUCUUAAAGAAACUCUCGGCAAGUACCGGCGUACAUCUGUCAGAUGAGAUUGCGAGGUGCUCGGAACCUGGUAGCGCAAUAGAGGCGAAACCACCGGAGACAUUAAAUGCUCCUGGCGGGAACAUCUUUGAAAAAUUUAGCGAAGCCAGGCCCGCUAAUGAUCCCAAAAGUGCGGUGCAAUUUGACGUUUCUGGCAAUCCAAGAGCCUGGAAUCUCAAAGCUCUGCUCCAGAUGUGA